UCCGCCACCUGAUUCAUCAGAACUACUCGCUCAGGAAGAAAGAGGGGCAGGACUGUUUAUACAUCUGCAAUGGCCAUUGAGCUGCGCUCUGGUGUCAAAUAUGGCUCGUUUUUGUCACUUGCAGUGGUGUUGGUGGCGUAUUGGUUCCGCUCGCCGGACAGCUCGGUUCUGAACGAGAGGCUGGACGCGGUUCUGUCGUCACUGUUGCGCGCAGAGCGAAAAAUAGGAAUGGACAGCGUUUCCAGACCGCGAGUGGCUAUAGGUUUUGGUGGCUGUGUGGAUAUCAUAGUCGAUGGAGUGACUCUGCUGAACAAAAUGGGUUUGAAGCCGACAGACCAGCCCCUCCACCAUGACUACAUCGAGAACACGGAGCAGCUUGCACAGAGUUUCGCUUACUUUUUCUCCCCCGGAGCUGCUUCAGAGAGGUUUGUGAUAAAUGACACGCUCUUCAGUGAGCUGGUAGAGGCUUCUCGAGAGUUACCAGGAAACAGGUGGUCGAUCGGAGGAAAUGCACCUGUCAUGGCCAGCAGGAUGGCUCUGGAAGGAUGUGAUGUGCUUUUAGGGGGCAGUUUCAGCACAGAUUUCACUGAUAUCCUCUCACAGCAUAUCACAGUGGCUGGAAACACAGUGGAUGAACCAGACAUCCACCUGAUCCUGGAGUAUCCCACAGGUGCCACAUGGGGGACGUACACCUCCCGAAGAGCCAACAGGUAUAUUGUUCAUAGUGAUGAUCAUAAUCCAUAUCUGGACUCCAUGGAGCAAUUUCAGGAGAAGCUGAACAACUUCAAACCAGAUCUGCUCGUUGUAGGAGGGCUACAGAUGAUGGACAACUUCCCUUUCAAACGGGGAGAGCGUGAGGCUCUGCUGGGAAAGCUUGCGAAGAUGUUGUCCUCCGCGUCCCCGCAGACCGCUAUCCAUUUCGAGAUGGCCAGCUUCGUAGACGAGAGUCUGAUGUCGGAUCUUUUAGACUUUGUUCUUCCUCACACUGACUCGUUGGGCAUGAACGAGCAAGAGCUGCCUAAUCUCCUGAGCCUUUUCCGCGGCAGCAACUUGACAGUGCUUUCUGACCCCAACCCACGCGUAGCUACAGUGCUGGACCAGAUGCGAGAACUCUACCGCCUGGUAAACCAGCGCCACCAGCAGGCCGGCACGGGUCGGCCGCUCACACGUCUUCACGUCCACACGCUGGCUUUCCAAGCCAUCAUCGUCAAACGUGGCUCCAAGUGGAAGAACACAAUGUCGGCCACAGCCAAAGCAUCUCUUACCGCCAACCGGCACGUCUGCGGCUCGCCAGACAUCGAUCUCAGUAAAGCGCGGCUGAUCAUGGACGAAUCAUUCUCUGUUAGCAGGCAAGAAGGAAGUCCGAGAAUUCCACUUCAGGAAUCCCGACCCGUUUCGUGCUGGGAUGAGGACGUCUAUGAGGUUUGCGUGGCUCCUGUGCUGGUGUGCACUGAGGUGUACCAGACUGCUGGAGGAGGAGACAACAUCUCAGCCGCUGGGCUCGUACUGCAGAUAUGAGACGUCUUUGUUAUUCCUUUCUUUUCUUUUCUUUUAUUGCUUUAUUUUAUUAUUUUGUGUGAACAACAUCGAGAGAGAUCAUGUGCAAUACAAACAUUGGGUCCAGCUAAUAUAAAGUUGGGUGAAUCUCACAAAACGUGUCAACAACAUCCACAUCUUAUUUCACCCUUAAAUCAACAGAAACCAAUUUAGUUUUUAAGAUUUUUUUAUUGUUAUGUUAAGUUUAUUCUUUUUAAAAUAUUAUUUUCUGAACAGUUAAGCAAUUUUUUUUUUUUAUCUAAUUCUCAUUUUUAUACGUUGUCUUUGUGCUGAUUUUUAAACUACAUUAUUUUUUGAUUGUAAUAUAGUAAAAAAAUACUUUAUUAUAGUAAUGAGAAUAUAUAUAGAACAUACAUGAAAAUGUGCUUAAUUUUCAUGAAUAAUCUAUUGUUUUUGUUUUUCCUUUAUGCAAAAUAUAUUUUCUUAUUUUUCCCUUUUGAUUUUUGUGUGAAAUAUGAUCUGGACACUUGAUUAUGAGAUUCACUGAGCUAUCCCAUCUAUAGGUCAUAUGUUUUCAGUUUGUUUUUCUUUUCGUUUAUUUCUAUCCAGAACCUUUAUGUCUUAAAAUGGCUUCGUAAUCAUUCACUUCACGCACUUUAAUCCAACAGGGGCCAGUAAUCUUAAAAUAAUAUGCAAAAGAAAGUUUGAGCACCCAAAACUAUUAUAUUAUUACUGAAAUCGAUCAAUGCUGAUGCACACAGUAGCCUUCUAUGUUAAUGUCAAGUGGAAAUGCAGACAAAUUUAGCAUGACUGAAGCAUUAUGGGGUCCACAUUUGACCUAACAUUGCUUUCUCCUCAUUGGUCGAAUGUUAUUGCUUCCUUGUUUUAUGCUCUGCCUACUCAAGUCACGUCUUUAUUCUCAUAGCACCAUCAUAAUCCACUUUAACAAGCGAUUGAGCAGUUACACAAUAUCCCAAACAUGGGAUUCCAUCUCAUAUUCUCAUGUCUUAUUUAUAUCUUUAGCUUAUUUUACAAUACAACGACUGAAU
This is a messenger RNA of Carassius auratus (goldfish), 2546 nucleotides long. Its product is annotated as ADP-dependent glucokinase-like. The transcript is spliced from 6 exons. Gene Ontology annotation, biological process: glucose metabolic process. Lineage: Eukaryota; Metazoa; Chordata; Actinopteri; Cypriniformes; Cyprinidae. Bases 70 to 1518 code for a protein of 482 amino acids. Gene Ontology annotation, molecular function: ADP-specific glucokinase activity. Gene Ontology annotation, cellular component: endoplasmic reticulum. The record is from RefSeq and is a predicted model, not a curated record.